This is a messenger RNA of Trichoderma aggressivum f. europaeum, 1125 nucleotides long. RefSeq lists its product as uncharacterized. The coding region runs from base 1 to 1125 and encodes 374 amino acids. Gene Ontology annotation, biological process: regulation of DNA-templated transcription. NCBI's taxonomy places the organism in Eukaryota, Fungi, Ascomycota, Sordariomycetes, Hypocreales, Hypocreaceae. The transcript is spliced from 4 exons. The record is from RefSeq and is a predicted model, not a curated record.
AUGGACCGCGGUGCCACCCAGUUCUCGCAGUCAGGUUUGCCCUCGCCCUACUCCAGCAGCUUCGGCGACCAUCAUUCUGAAGGCUCGUCGGCAGAACACGCGUCUGCUGCUCAGUACCCCGGGAAACAAGACUAUCCCACCUCUGUGACUCCCACCUCGGAGUACAGCGUCUAUCCUCCCUCGGCGCGAUCAGGGUCUUUCUCGGCGGAUCAUAUCCAGCGUUCAUACCAUCCUUCCAGCAGCGCGAGCAGCGGAGGUAUGGCGCAACAACAGAACAGUCCGUCUAUGCCCCAGCACAAUGGGCCUAGCCAUCAAGCCCACCCCGUCAAUUCUGACAACGAUGUGCCUAUAGAUCCGUCUAUUGCGGCUCCGAGUCCAACCUACCCUUAUGGGCAGCACUCGCCGUAUGCGCCGAAUCCAGACAUGUCUCAUGGCUACUCCCAUCAGAGCGGAGGCAUGUAUGCGCAGCCCCGACCCGACUGGGCCGGGUACAGCCAGCAUGGAGCUCCUCCUUUGACUCCCGGCCACCCCGUCUACGCCCAAUCCCCAGCCUCUGCUCCCCAGCAGAGACCUAGCCAGGUCUACUCUUUCGUUCCCAUCCCCGGCGCUCAGCAGCACAAACGCCCCCGCAGACGCUACGAGGAAAUCGAGCGCAUGUACAAGUGCGGCUGGAAUGGAUGCGAGAAGGCCUACGGCACUCUGAACCAUCUCAACGCGCACGUCACCAUGCAGUCUCACGGCCAAAAGCGAACUCCCGAAGAGUUCAAGGAGAUCCGCAAAGAGUGGAAGCAGAGGAAGAAGGAGGAGGAGGCCCAGCGCAAGGCUGAGGAGGAGCGACAGAGGGCAGCGGCAGUGAAUGUCGCGCAAAACGGUGGCGGUGAUCCCCAGGCUCCCGACGGCGCGUCUUCCUCUGGAUAUCCCACGAGACCUGUCCAGCUUCCUCCGAUAGGAUACCAGCCCAACCAGUAUCCUGCUCCCCCUUCCGGCAACGUUGGACAGCAGCCCAUGCCGGAAUACGGAGCCAGCCACAUGUACUCCAACUACCAGCCUCACUCUCCCUAUGCUCAGCCCAGCCAGCAGAACAUGUAUAGCCAAUCAAAUGGAGCGCCUCCCCCUAGCCACUAG